This is a messenger RNA of Fomitiporia mediterranea MF3/22, 1004 nucleotides long. Its product is annotated as NAD-binding protein. NCBI's taxonomy places the organism in Eukaryota, Fungi, Basidiomycota, Agaricomycetes, Hymenochaetales, Hymenochaetaceae. The transcript has 4 exons. The record is from RefSeq and is a predicted model, not a curated record. Bases 6 to 929 code for a protein of 307 amino acids.
UCAGGAUGGCGAGGCAAUCUGUACUACUCAUUGGUGCAACUGGCCAAACAGGCGCAUCCGUACUCGACGGUCUUCUCGAAAGUGGCAACUUCACGGUCGUCGCAGGGGUGCGCCCACCAUCAGCAUCGAAACCCGAAGUGCAGGCGCUCAAAGCUCGUGGAAUCGAAGUCCGCAUCUUGGAUAUAGUGAACUGGACUGUUGAACAGCUCGUCGAGCCAUUGAAGGGUAUCAAUAUAGUCAUCUCGACCAUUUACGUCGCGGAUAUCCAGCACCAAAAGCGCCUUGCCGACGCUUGCAAGAAGAUCGGUGUCAAGAGACUGGUUCCGAACGACUGGGCUACUCCAUGUGUACGUGGCCUCCGAGGUUUGCAUGAUGAGAAACUUGCUGUUCAUGAUUACAUCAAGGAGAUCAGAAUCGGUUAUACAUUCAUUGAUGUCGGCUGGUGGAUGGAAGGAAUACUGCCUUAUGAAGCCGAACACCCAAAAGUGCCUGGACUCUCAGAAUUCCUCAGGACAUUUUUUGGCGAAGGCAACGUCAAAUGUGCCAUAACGGACCGUCGCGAUAUCGGGAAAUUCGUCGCACGAAUUCUCGCAGAUGAACGCACUUUGAACCACUAUGUCUUCUGCUGGACCCAACAAGCGACGCAGAGUGAGGCCUUUGCCCUGGCUGAGCGUGUUUCGGGACGCAAGGUAGACAGAAUAAACGUCAGUGCAGAGCAGCUAGCCCAACGGCUCGAGAAUGCCAGUGGACAUAUCGAGAGGAUCAUUUUGGGGUACGCGGAUAGCGUUUGGAUUCGAGGCGAUAAUACUAUUGAGAAUGCGAAGAAAGAAGAAUAUGGUGGCGCACUUGACGCUAGAGAGCUUUACCCAGAUCUGGGCAAGGAGCUUAGGUCGUUGGAGUCUUGGGCAAGGGAGAUCUAUUCGUCUUGAACAUGUUACAAUGCAAUACAGGCGUAAACUCAAGUUCAUACGUACCGGUAUCUAAUCUGUAUGGUCACAUGAAAA